Pundamilia nyererei is the source of this 1365-nucleotide messenger RNA. RefSeq names its product growth hormone releasing hormone receptor b (gene ghrhrb). The record is from RefSeq and is a predicted model, not a curated record. The transcript is spliced from 13 exons. NCBI's taxonomy places the organism in Eukaryota, Metazoa, Chordata, Actinopteri, Cichliformes, Cichlidae. The coding region runs from base 34 to 1365 and encodes 443 amino acids. Gene Ontology annotation, cellular component: plasma membrane. Gene Ontology annotation, biological process: cell surface receptor signaling pathway; adenylate cyclase-modulating G protein-coupled receptor signaling pathway. Gene Ontology annotation, molecular function: vasoactive intestinal polypeptide receptor activity; G protein-coupled peptide receptor activity; peptide hormone binding.
UGGACGGACGCAUUUCUUUACUUGGGUCUGUUCAUGCAGUCGGCGGUUUGGGAAACGACAGAGGCCAUCCACCCAGAUUGCGCUCUGGUUGUUCAGCACAUGAAGGCUGAGGAAGAAUGUUAUCAGAUCCUCAAGCAGGAGGAGAACAACCACUCUGCUAAGACAGGCUGUCCGACAGUUUGGGACAACCUUCAGUGCUGGUAUCAUGCUGAGGUGGGACAGGUGGUCAAUAUCUCGUGCGCCUCUGGCAUCUGGCAGCUGUUGCCUAAUAACCAAGGUUAUAUCUAUAGGAACUGCACUGAGAAAGGAUGGUCGGACUUCUACCCAUCCUAUGAAGAGGCCUGUAAGAUUCCAGAGGAUGAAGAAAUCGAACCAGAGACAACGUAUUUCUCCAACUUCAAACAGGUGUACACUGCUGGCUACGCUACCUCCCUCAUCUCUCUUAUAUCAGCUAUUUUUGUCUUCACUGUCUUCAGGAAAUUUCACUGCACCAGGAACUACAUCCACAUGAACUUGUUCUUCUCAUUCAUCCUGAGAGCGAGUGCUGUCUUUAUCAAAGACGCUAUCCUUUUUUCUGAUGAAAACAUGGACCACUGCUUUAUGUCUACAACAUCCUGUAAAUCAGCCGUGGCCUUCUUCCAGUUCAGUAUCCUGGCUAACUACUUCUGGCUCCUGGUGGAGGGCAUGUACCUGCAGACACUGCUCACUCUCACAUUUGUCUUCCAGAAGAAAUACUUCUGGUGGUACAUACUUAUUGGCUGGGGUCUCCCGACAGUAAUCAUAACAGCUUGGAUUCUAACUCGAAACUUCUACGACAACAGGGGGUGCUGGGAUGACACAGAUGUGGCCUUUAUCUGGUGGAUCAUAAAAGCUCCAAUAACGGCAUCACUACUGGUGAACUUCAUGAUCUUCAUCAACGUAAUCCGUAUUCUGGUCCAGAAGCUUAGGUCUCCUGGUGUUGGUGGCAAUGAUACCAGUCACUUCAAGAGGCUGGCGAAGUCCACGCUGCUGCUCAUCCCACUGUUCGGGAUGCAUUACAUGGUGUUUGCCUUCCUGCCAGAAAACACAGGGACAGAGGCACGCAUCUUCAUAGAGCUCGGUGUGGGUUCCUUCCAGGGCUUUGUGGUGGCACUGCUCUACUGUUUCUUGAAUGGUGAGGUGCAGGCUGAGCUCAAGAAGAGGUUUUGGAAGUGGCAGACUCAGAGUUACCUGAGCUACAGUAAACGACGGCGCACCCUGUUCACUGAAAGCAGCACAAUCACUCAGAUAUCUGUCCUGGACAAAUCUAGCCCAAAAGAUAAGCCAGGCUCUGAGACACACGCCCUCACCAAUACCGUCACACACAGCAACGUCUCGACUGUGUGA